This is a messenger RNA of Orbicella faveolata, 1484 nucleotides long. Its product is annotated as cell adhesion molecule DSCAM-like. The record is from RefSeq and is a predicted model, not a curated record. Gene Ontology annotation, molecular function: protein binding. NCBI's taxonomy places the organism in Eukaryota, Metazoa, Cnidaria, Anthozoa, Scleractinia, Merulinidae. Gene Ontology annotation, biological process: cell-cell adhesion.
CCCUUUAACAUCCAAAACAGCGCCAGCAAGUUUGGUUGUUUGAAAUAACAUUACUGUUUUGAUUUUUGGCAUAACAUACACAUAAUUGUUGCUAUUUCUGACGUCAUGCGUGAUCUCGAACUCUCUGUGUGCGGAUAUUUGCUUUUGUUACCCUGACAAUAAAUAUGGCAGUUAUUUUAAGGUCAUUGUUUUCUGCUCGAGUACUACCUUCACAUUUCUUAGUCGAUUCUUCCGUGUUUACAAUUUUGGCAUUAACGGAGGUCACGAAAAUCGACAUGGAUUUUCCGCGAGGAAUAUGUGGCGCUAUUUACAGUCGUCUAUAGUAAUAUAACGCGACUGCGUUUAUUUUGAGGUCGUGACCUCAUUGUUCGGAAGUAUUUACCUUUGGUUGUCGGGUUACGCUCCAGGGGUAGGGUAGGGAUUGACUACUUUCGAUUUCUUUCUCAACCAAACUAUGCUUCCAAGAUAUGGACGAACUUCUUGUCAAAACUAGUACCUCCAGACAACUUCUACUCCGCUGGCUUUCAUUCUUGACGUUGUUGGUAUCCUAUUUGUCCGCUCAAGAAGUGGAACCAAACCCACCAUUGAAUGUGUCAGUUGACUCAAACAGCUCACGAGUAGUGAAUAUUUCCUGGAUUGCUGGUUUUGAUGGGAACAGUGCAAUUCAGAACUACACGGUGAAGAUAAGUGAAGAUAAUACAAACUUUGUAGAUGCUGUCUGUCAAGGAUCCCUGUCAAAUAGUUCCUGUGUGGUAUCCAGUACAAGUGCUUCUAUUGGAAACCUCUUACCUUGGACAUUAUAUUACUUUAAAGUGUUUGCAAGAAACAUAGUUGGCAUCAGUAAUGGGAGCCUUGUAGUGAGUGCUACCACAGAUGAAGAAGAGCCUGGUACUUCACCUGAAAAUGUGACAGGACAGAACAGCAGCUCAACCAGUAUCUUAGUCAUGUGGGAUGAAGUUUCAGCUGAUCAGCAGAAUGGUAUCAUCACGGGUUACACCAUUACUUACAAGUCACAAACAGAAAAUAAUGAUGGAAAUGUUCAAGUAAAUGGCUCUGUUCGUCAGACGGAAUUGACAAAUCUAAAGGAGUACGUCAACUACAAUAUCACAGUGCUUGCAUCUACUGUGAAAGGAGAUGGACCAGCCAGUGAUCCCAUUGUUGUAAGAACAGACCAGGAUAAACCUGAUGGUGUUCCACAAAAUGUGAGAGGACAGAACAGCAGCUCAACCAGCAUCUUAGUCAUGUGGGAUGAAGUUCCGGCUGAGCAACAGAAUGGUAUCAUCAUGGGUUACACCAUUACUUACCAGUCACAAACAGAGAAUGACAAUGGAAGUGUUCAAGUAAAUGACUCUGUUCGUCAGACGGAAUUGACAAAUCUAAAGGAAUACGUCAACUACAAUAUCACAGUGUUUGCAUCUACUGAGAAAGGAGAUGGAAAUGCCAGUGAUCCAAUUGUUGUUAGAACAGACCAAGAUAGUAAGUAA